Messenger RNA from Recurvomyces mirabilis, 744 nucleotides. RefSeq lists its product as uncharacterized. Bases 1 to 744 code for a protein of 247 amino acids. The transcript has 2 exons. NCBI's taxonomy places the organism in Eukaryota, Fungi, Ascomycota, Dothideomycetes, Mycosphaerellales, Teratosphaeriaceae. The record is from RefSeq and is a predicted model, not a curated record.
AUGAGUAGUGGUUACAUUAUCCUUGAACUCAACAUUCGGGACGGCCUGCUCCAAUCUCUGCGCAGUGUCGCACCCUGGGCUCGUCUGUCGACUAUACAAAAGACUGUCAAUGCGCUUGCCACGCCGGCUUUGAGCAUACUACGUGAAGAAGCUGCACGCUCCAAUCGCCCCAACAAUCCACCGCUGACACUACUGACACUACCUCCUGAGCUCCGCAACCGCAUCUGGAAAAUCUGCGUCGUGGACCAGCCGGAUAAGAAGAGGCAGCAUGGCCAUGGUAUUCAAAUCACCAAGGCUAGAAACGUCCAUUUGGUGACAGGUGUCACUCCCUCCGCUCUAGAGAGAUGCGUCAAGCAACCUGCGAUCUCUCGAGUCUGCAGACAGAGCAGGGUCGAGACGCUGCCGAUAUUCUACGGCUUGAACACGUUUAUGUGGCGAAGGAUGUAUCGGGACUGGUGUGCGAAGGUCUACGGCACACUAUUGACUGCUCCUGGUGCUGAAGGUCGUACUGACACCACGACGUUGUCUGAUGCAGCGGUGUUGAAGUGGCUGAAUGCUAUCGGGGAUGGGAACCGAGCAGGUCUCAAAAGUCUUGUGCUUCAGUGGUAUGCUGUUGACUUGCCAGAGAAGCGUGCUGCAGAGAUCGAGGUUGCCAGGCUAGUCGAUACUGGCAAGACGGACGUCAAGUGGGAGUGUGUUGAGACCGGCAAGGAGUUUUGGUACAACGUGGCGAUCGGAUGUUGA